Messenger RNA from Juglans regia (Persian walnut), 1129 nucleotides. Its product is annotated as ER membrane protein complex subunit 7 homolog. Lineage: Eukaryota; Viridiplantae; Streptophyta; Magnoliopsida; Fagales; Juglandaceae. The coding region runs from base 227 to 841 and encodes 204 amino acids. The transcript is spliced from 7 exons. Gene Ontology annotation, molecular function: carbohydrate binding. Gene Ontology annotation, cellular component: EMC complex. The record is from RefSeq and is a predicted model, not a curated record.
UCAAACAUUACCCUUAAUAUAAUAAUGAAAUGAGAUAGUUCUCUCGAUCCAAAACUAAUUUUACACAGUCGCAGUGAUUCCGGUACCAAAAGAAAACAAUAAGGUCGCUCGGUGACGCUGCAUUGAAUCCGAGAACACGAGCAAGGGUCCCUUGUAGCUUCCUCGUACUCUCGAUUCUCCGACGCCCGAGGUCUUCCCCAGAAUCUUUUCUCUUUGUGCAGUGACCAUGAGAUCCCAACCGGUUAUUCUCGUGCUUUUGGUACAUUUAUGCAUCUCAUCUCUUUCCUCGUCUCUCGCAAUCUCACCCGGUGAAGGUUACACCGUUAACGGUCGGGUGAAGAUUCGAAGUAUGGGUGCACAAGGUCUUGUUCUUCCUGGAAAAUUAUCAAAUAUCAAAGUUGUACUUAAUGGUGGCCAAAGGGUUACUUUACUGCGACCUGAUGGAUAUUUCUCGUUCGAUAACGUGCCAGCAGGAACUCAUCUAAUUGAAGUAGAUGCAAUAGGCUAUUUCUUUUCCCCGGUCCGAGUUGAUGUCAGUGCCAGAAAUCCGGGCAAGGUUCAGGCCACACUGACAGAGAAUAGGAGGGGUUUGAGUGAGUUAGUUUUAGAGCCGCUGAGAGAGGAACAAUAUUACGAGAUUAGAGAACCCUUUUCCCUUAUGUCUGUUGUGAAAAGCCCAAUGGGUCUGAUGAUGGGAUUUAUGCUGGUAGUCAUGUUUCUAAUGCCCAAAUUAAUGGAGAACAUGGAUCCUGAGGAAAUGAGGCGAGCCCAAGAAGAAAUGAGGAGUCAAGGGGUUCCCUCCUUGGCUAGCUUGUUACCUGGUGGUGCUGCCAGGAGUUGAGGAGUUAAGGAUGAAAAACUGUGAACCCCCUGUCCUUUCGUGUUCAAAACAUUAAUCGGAAUUUAUGCUCUCAGAUUGUACCUCUUUUUGUUGGCACCUCUGGAAGGUAUUGGUGUUGCCUUGGUGAGGACCUUAAAAACAUAUGCUGGCCCGGUCCUAGUGAUUGCGUUUGUGAUGUUGACAACCGUCCACAAUAUUCUUAACUUCUCUCUCCAUUAUGCUUGCUUGAAAAUAGGUGGGAACUAUUUUGAAAGGGUGUCUGUGUUAGUGGCACACUCCUUUAGAAAA